AUGGCUUCCCCAAGCGCGCGGCCCAUAGGCCUGUCUAGAUCUAGAAAACCGAAAUCAACUCCUUCCUCCACGGCCAUGUCGCUCGAAGACGAGACCCAGCAGCCACCAGUUGCGGGUUCGUCACAGGGAGCCGACCCUACCUCAAGUGCUGCUAUCAUGCAGCAGCUCCAGCAACAGUACGCUUCAAGCGCUGCGACAGGGCCCACCGCUGCCACCAACCAACACAUUAUUGCACCGUCCUCUGACCCGCCGUUCGCUGCACCAUCGUCGGAUGUCACUCAGGGCCAUGAGUCCGACAGCAGCAUCGCAUGGGAAAGCAAUCCAGCGGGUCUUCCUCCACAUGGCUCCUUACACCGCUCCUCACUCGACCAGAUCGUCGAAGAGCUACCGCCGCACCAGCCCUUGCCCCAACCCGAGUUCCCCUCACCCCAGGCGCAGCCUGCGUCCGGCAAGUCGUCGAAUCUCACCGACCUCGUAUCACAGACGACAGAGUUUGUGAGCGAGUCCCAAAGAGACCAAAUCGACUCUGCCGAAAGCGAAAUGAGCGAUAUGGCGGAAGGCAACGACGCGUCGAAUGUGUCCACCCCAUCAACAUCGGAUCCCGAGGUGGUGAGCGCCCCGGCCGGUCGCACCUUGGCCCAUUCCUCUGGGGUUCCCAUGCGUCCCAUCACCCAGUCUGUUCCAGGUGUCACAACAUCACCCUUACGCACAUAUAUUUCUCCAUCCCAGCACGCAAAAAAGUUCUCCACCCCCACCAAGAGCUCCAAAGGGCCCUUCGCCUCGCCAAUCAAGCGACCGAACGCCUCUACAUUAUUCCCGAAGGUCGACAGCCCUUCGACGAACAAGUUCGGCGGGCCGUCGAAGUCUACCAGACUGGCUACACAACCAACUCGCCUCACAGGCCCCACUUUUAGCCGGACACGUUCGGCUCAGGAGGGCUCACCUUCCCCAGGUGAAAGCAGUGACUUCGCUGGGGACAUGCUGCCCACACGCGUUCUCAACCCUCGGGAGCGAUUUGAUGCGACGACGGAGGCAGCGCCUCUGUCUCCGACUAAGGCCAGUGGCUUGACCCUUUCGAGUCAAGCUUCGAGUCAAGCUUCACCAACCCGCUCAGCUCCGCGUUGGGAGAGCUCGCCAACUCAACGUGAGUCAGCUGGCUUCGCCGGCGAGCCCACCUCCCUCAACGAGGACGACGACUUCAACGAGGAGAACGUGGUCAACAACAAGAAUGAGUUCAGCAACGAACACGAGGAGAAUGAGGAAGACGAACUCGACUCCAGAUUCAACGCGAACAGCCAGGACGAGCAUCGAUCCCCGGCCCACAACCACAUUGCAGGCGCGACUCCCCGCCGUCUCUUCCAACCCAGCGAUACGCGGGCAGUCUCUGCGAACUCUGGGCUGCCUUCCACUCCUACGAGGUGCCCUGCUGCAGGGCCAGGUACGGAGAGCCAAACUCUGCUUAACACGGUCAGGCCUCAAUGUAGCCAGACCCAGCUCAACUCGGACAACCCGCCACCGUCCUCACCAAUUCCCCGGGGCCACUUCGCAAGUCUCGAUGCUCGCUCAGCUGCCGCACCUGAGUCGCCAGGGCUCUGGAGACAGACUAUGCGAGAAGAUGAGGACAGUGUUAUCCCAAGACCGACGUCUCCUCCUCAAGAGUCGUUCGUGGCAACACAAGUGAGGUCGCUUCACCACGCCACGUCAUCCCCUUUCAAGCAGCUCCUUCCUCCCUUUCCGUCAUCUCCAGCAAAGAUGGUGCAACCUGGACACGACGUCGCGGUGGACCACCACAACACUAGAAGAACAGCUCCCCCGUCCGACGCGGAGCUCGAGCCAACCUUUGUGGAGGCGGCUAGUCACACAUCUGCUGGGUCACUAGGGGCGGCCCAAGCCACAGCGAGUGACCCUACACCCCCGCGACUCUUCCCGUCAAGUAUCGAGAGUUACACCCCACCCGAACUGACGGCGGCCAGCGCGCCGGGGCUCCCAACUUCUUCCCCACAUCCGCCGGCCGACGAACGUAUGGUGGACGUUCAAGAAGAGGAAGUAACGCCGACCAGGAAGCAGCGGCUGUCCCAAAACGAGUCAGACGAGAGACUCUUCCGGGCCCCGCGGCCCCGUAAUAGCCCAAAUAAAUACGGCAGGCGACACAAUCGCACUUCACACAUCCCCUCGACUCGAGGUGGUAUGCCCCAGCAGCCGCCAGCUACCGAUGACGGAUCGACCACCGAUAACGCGCCGUCAACUGCGGAGGAUAGCCUGCACGUGUCCCAACCGGGGCCGUCUUGCGGCCCUCAGGAACAUUUAAGACCCUCUUCGACACUGUCCCAAACGUCCUCAAGCAGUUCAGACCCAGACGACCCAGAGGACGAGACGUUCCGCGACUCUGACAGGCCUGAGCCGUCGUCGGACCCUGAGCUGGGCCAAGUGGAGCCGCGUUCUCUUGCAGAACCGCCUUCUCCAGUGGUGGCCACCAGGCGGACGUCCACCGGCAAAAGCAAGGCCGCGGCUGUGCCAAGGGGACGCGCGACUUCGCGAGCCAGGAGCCGCCCUUUGCGGCAGAAGCGCAAGGCGCGCUCUUCCUCCCCCGAGUUUUCUGAUUCGAGCAGCUCCGCGCCAGAAGAUGACAAGGACUUUUCUUACCGCCCGACCGAGAUUGGGCGCGCCAAGGCAAUGGCUGAAGCUACGGCUGAGCGCACCAGGAAGGCGUCUACCAGCUUGCCUGAGCCUACUCCUGACCAGACGGCCAAGGGGAAAGGCAAGAGGGCUGCCGCCACGCCUCCCUCUCCCAGGCCAGGCAAACGGUCCAAGGCUGCCACUUCUGCAGAGACGUCCUCUACCGCCAAGGCGAAAUCCACGAAGAGGUCCAGGACCGCGGCCAUAUCUGGGGCAGCGAGAUCUUCGCGUUCAACGACGUCGUCGUCGCGGACGAGAGACCCAAGCGUUGCUGACACGGCGGCUCAGGAGAACCCGCCCCUGCGAGUCCUCGCACAGUGGAAGAAAGGUGACUACCACGCCGGCACAGUUACAUCCCGCAACGCAGGAGGCUACCAUGUCGAUUUUGAUGACGGCGAUGAGGUAUGGGUCGGCCUCGAGCAGAUGCGGCUACUCGAACUGCGACCCGGUGAACCUGUUUGCGAGGGCACACCAGGACACAUCUACCACGUCGCAGAGCACUACAAGGGCGUCGGCCAUGUUCAGGUUGUCAACGGCCACAGCAAGGUGCGCAGGAUCCCUGUCAAGCAUCUCCUCGUCCUCGGGCUGGAGAUUGUGCGCCGCUUUUCGGACCGGUGUGUCACUCGCGCGGAGGUGGACAAGCACUUCCCUGAAAGCGUCGACGUGUUUGCGACCAAAGUCUUCAUUGUGACGAGCUCGGAAGAGAAGGAGAAGGACGCGGUUAUCAAGAAGAUCCAACAGAACGGCGGCACCGUUACGAACAACUGGAUCGAUAUCUUCGACAUUACCGACGAGGCCCACACGAUCAACACACAGGGCAAAGCUCCUUUCCUCGUGUCUCUCGGUUCCAAGCGCGUCGUGUCGUCCAAGCUCAUGUCGUCGCUUGCCGCUGGCGUGCCGGUAUUGUCACCUCGGUACGUCGAGGACGCCCUUAAGGGACUAGUCGAUUGGAAGGCGUAUCUUAUCUCGCCCGGCGAGUCGGCGUUGCUGCGAGAACCCGCGGUCCAGGUGGUAGACCCAGCGUGGGGUUCAACGUCGUGGACACCGGCCGAAGCGCAGGCGGCACGUCAGCCACUCGCGGGCACCAGUGUUCUGUGGGUCCCCGCUGGUGCGCGCUGGAAGGGUCAUAACGAAAUCAACACACUCGUGCCGUUCUGCUUGCGUGCGAUGGGUGCAAGUAUAACGGUGGCGGCGUCUCUGCCGGCCGACUUGACCGCCGUGGAGCAGGAGCUGGUCGCAGUCGAGGAUCGGGAUGGGCGCAAGCUCACGAAACAGCAACGGCUCUGCGGAAAGCUUGUGAAUGUGGGGUGGCUCAAGGCGGUUCUUAUUGCGGGUGCACGCCUCCCGCCGAGCGUUAUCCGCAACUAG
Molecule: messenger RNA, 4044 nt
Organism: Cutaneotrichosporon cavernicola
Lineage: Eukaryota; Fungi; Basidiomycota; Tremellomycetes; Trichosporonales; Trichosporonaceae
Exons: 2
Coding region: 1-4044 (1347 amino acids)
Source: RefSeq, a predicted model, not a curated record